Molecule: messenger RNA, 2829 nt
Organism: Branchiostoma floridae (Florida lancelet)
Lineage: Eukaryota; Metazoa; Chordata; Leptocardii; Amphioxiformes; Branchiostomatidae
Product: mucin-2-like
Exons: 6
Coding region: 125-2809 (894 amino acids)
Molecular function (GO): calcium ion binding
Source: RefSeq, a predicted model, not a curated record
CCCAUCUACCACAAACCCUGUAACCACAGAAUCACCUACCACUGAACCUUCCACCACAUACCCUCCUACCACAGAGCCUCCUAUCGCAACUACGGUCGCAACAACUGAAGCGUCGGCAACUGCCAUGACGACAACACAAGCCCCUACCACAGAGUCAGCUACUACACAGCCUGCAACAACUGUACCCCCUUCUACUGCUCCUUCUACUACUGUGAGUCCUACUACUGAAGCUCCUACUACAGCCAGCCCAACUACUGAAGCUCCUACUACAGCCAGCCCAACUACUGAGGCUCCUACUACUGAAGCUCCUACUACUGAAGCCCCUACUACGGCCAGUCCAACUACUGAAGCUCCUACUACUGAAGCCCCUACUACUGCCAGCCCAACUACUAAAGCUCCUACUACGGACAGUCCAACUACUGAAGCUCCUACUACGGCCAGUCCAACUACUGAAGCUCCCACUACGGACAGUCCAACUACUGAAGCUCCCACUACGGCCAGUCCAACUACUGAAGCUCCUACUACGGACAGUCCAACUACUGAAGCUCCUACUACUGCCAGUCCAACUACUGAAGCUCCUACUACUGCCAGUCCAACUACUGAAGCUCCUACUACGGACAGUCCAACUACUGAAGCUCCAACUACGGAAAGUCCAACUACUGAAGCUCCAACUACUGGCGCUCCAACUACGGAAGCUCCUACUACUGCCAGUCCAACUACUGAAGCUCCUACUACGGGCACUCCUACUACAGCCAGUCCAACUACUGAAGCUCCUACUACGGCCAGCCCAACUACUGAAGCUCCUACUACUGACGCUCCUACUACUGAAGCUCCCACUACGGCCAGUCCAACUACUGAAGCUCCUACUACGGCCAGCCCAACUACUGAAGCUCCGACUACGGCCAGUCCAACUACUGAAGCUCCUACUACGGCAGGUCCGACUACUGAAGCUCCUACUACAGCCAUUUCUACUACUCAAGCUCUUACUACAGCCAGUGUAACUACGGAAGCUCCUACCACAGCACCUGUCACUACCAAACCAGUGACAAGCGUACCACCUUCCACUUCUGCUCAAACUACUGACUCUCCCACCACAGUCAUGUCAACUACUGAGGCUCCCACCACAGAAUCUCAAACUACCAAACAUGUAACAACCGCGGUUCCAACAACGGAAUCACCUACGACAAGCAGUUCAACUACCCAGGCUGUUACCACAGAUUCAGCUACAACUCAGCCUACAACGACUGCACCGCAUUCCACGGCAGGAGCAACAACAGAGUCUCCCACUACAGCCGUCCCAACUACAGAGGCACCUACCACGGAAUCUCCAACUACCGAAACAGCAACAACUGCCCGUCCAACAACGGAGUCCCAUACUACAGCUAGUCUGACAACUGAGCCUCCCACCACGGAAUCACCAACAACCAAAUCUCCCACCACAGCCAUUCCAACUACCCAGGCCCUUACCACGGAGCAUCCAACGACCAGAGCCGCUACAACGGAAUCACCAACGACGGCCGCUGCAACUACUGAUGCUCCUACCACUGAGUCCCUAACCACGAAACCAGCAACGACCGCACCCUCUUCCACUGCAGCUCCAACUACUGUGUUGUCCACCACAGCAAGUCCAACAACUGAAGCUCCCACGACGGAGACCCCAACCUCAAAACCUGCGACGACUGUGCCGCCUUCCACUGCAGUUAAGACAACCGAACCCUCUACUACAGCCAGCCCAACUACUACAGAAACAACAGUCAGAACAACUGAGCGAUCUACCACGACCACCAAGCCAGCAACAACUGCUGUUUCAACUACGGAAUCACUUACUACUCAGGCACCUACUACAGAGUCUCCAACUACAAAAGCUGCAACAACUCUACCGCAUUCAACUACAACGGACUCAGUCAGUCCGACUACCCAGGCCCGCACCACAACCACGAAGCCUGUAUCAACUGUACAAACUACCGAAUCUCCAACAACGGUACGUCCUACUACCCAGGCUGCUACCACAGCAACAUCCUCAACCGCAGCUCACACCACCCCAUCGCAGACUACAGCCCGGACUACUUUGACGUCACAACAGUCCACCAUUAGAUCGACUGCUCAACAUACAACAAAUGCAGCAACGAGUACCGAGCAAGACAACUCAACUACAACAGCAGUGCCUACUACAUUGACGACGUUAGCGUCAACAACAAGAAGAGGAGGAGUGCCUGCAUUUGUCUCCGACCUGGUGAAGUCCAAAAUCAGGAUCACGAACAAAGUCUUCCAGUCGGAGUUUGCAGACAAAACCUCCGAGGAGUACCUGAACAUAACCGGGUCUAUAAAGACAGUGUUGACCGAUUUUCAUCAGAGAGCUUUGGGCUCCAAUUUCCAAAGUGUGGAGAUCCUUGGACUCCUCAAUGGCAGCCUGCUCGUCGACUACGUCGUGCACGUCAUACUGGACAGCGGGGUGACUCCGCAGGAGGUGAAGGAGACCCUUACUGACGAGCUGCAGGCAGUCAGCUACACCAGUGGGGGCUUUGACUUUGAUAGUUCAAUCAUUGUUUCAGACCUUGAUGAGUGCGCGUCAUCUGAUCGGAACGACUGCGGGGAACUGUCCACGUGCACCAACACGGACGGGUCGUACUUCUGCUCCUGUCAGGAAGGGUAUCGCUUCGUCUUCCAAGCUGGGAAGAAGGAUGGGAAUGUGUGUGGUGAGUGCAGGUCUUUUGUUGUUUGUAAUUCCAUUCUCAGGUUAUGCGGUAUGCCUUGUUUCCAUCGGAAGACAAGCUGCUUCACGCUUCCACGAUUGGUAGAAAGAGCCUGAUAAGCGCAAGGGACAUACGA